This is a messenger RNA of Cryptococcus amylolentus CBS 6039, 812 nucleotides long. RefSeq lists its product as hypothetical. Lineage: Eukaryota; Fungi; Basidiomycota; Tremellomycetes; Tremellales; Cryptococcaceae. The record is from RefSeq and is a predicted model, not a curated record. The transcript has 2 exons. Bases 338 to 670 code for a protein of 110 amino acids.
GUAUGUUUUGGUUACCGGCGACAAUGAGGAACAGAGGAUCCCGAUCACCAAAAAGCGCUACGGGGCUGAGAUUCUCGACCAUUUGACCUCAUUGACCUCAUGCAUAUCCUCAUAUCCAGCAUUAGCCUACAUCCCAGCCCUUUGAUUCCAGCGCGCGGUGUUUCCGGUUAUCAACGCGAAGAUUUGGGACGGAUGAUGUCCGCCUCUUUCGCCCAUGUUUCGCGGGUAUAGCGACAGCCUGAGAAUUGAUUGAAAGCCUGAGGUGGAGUGGUACGUAGCGAUGAUGUUACAGAUCGUCAUACCGGAUAGCGUAGAUCCCAGGUGCUGAGGUACUCGUAUGGUUUUACCCCGCGUUGGAGGGCAGGAGAUGCUCGGCCACGCUUAUCUAUUCCACCUUUCUCCACUUGCACUUUCACAGAUUAUGGUUAAUGACUAUAGUCGCAUGCCGAUGUCGGAGAGAGACAGUUGUAGUUUGACAGUUGUUGCACUUCUUACGGGUACAUACUUUUGCAUGACGUUAACAUCAGCUGCAGUAGUCUGGAUCCCAACCCCCGGCUGCUUGAGAGGCAGACACCCGACGACAGUGACCGGAGCGAAGCUUCUGCAAUUGUUCGUUUUGUGUGGUGGACCAUCGUCUUUUCCCCUUCUUCUUCUUCUUCGUCUUAUGUAGGUAGGCCCUCAGAAUGUUUAGGUCACAGUGCAGGGGUAUCAGAUGUCCCAGCUAUAUACUUUAUAUUGCGAGAAGAGGAGACGCCGCAGAACAGCAAGCCGAGGGCUGGAAAAAUCCUAAUCCUAAAUGCAUACUAUACUCG